Molecule: messenger RNA, 1530 nt
Organism: Lachancea fermentati
Lineage: Eukaryota; Fungi; Ascomycota; Saccharomycetes; Saccharomycetales; Saccharomycetaceae
Source: the annotation of a GenBank genome assembly
AUGUUUCACACUCCUCCUAUCAACAACCCCAAAUAUGACUCGUCUCAGUCAAUAAAGGAAUCCUAUCACAUUCAUCUCGAAAGCACGUCUCCUGAUCUGUCCAACUCGUCAAGUAAUGGCAGUGCCUCUUUGACAAAGGAGGAAAUUGCACAAGAGAUAGGAGGUAUAAAUACUCUACCUGCUGAGUUGUCGAAACUGAUAGACAUAUUUAUUGAUGACCUCAAGCAACCGAAAUACUUGAAGCCAUUAAAUGUUUUACAACUGUCUGGUUUGUUUCAGGCUUUCUACAGCAAGUUCGACAAGGCUUCUUUCCAAUAUUUAAUGCGAGCGAACGAUGCAGGCUCCACAUCUUUUAUGAGUGCGCGUGAAUCUCUAAGUUCAGGGAUCAGUGGGAUCUUCAAUAGAAGUAGAAGUGGCAGCGACACGAGGAAGAGAUCCUCUUCACUCUUUAGCACCGAUUCUAGUAGUGGUUUACAGCCUUUACUAACGCCUGAAGAAAUAAAUAGGCAUAUUCGAACUACUGAACUGAAUAAUUUGAAAGUAGAAAAGUACAUGGAACUUUGUGAGCACGAUGUAUUCAGGAGAAUCCUAGAAGUGGGAACUUCGGUACCGGGUUGUAACUCGAAGGUAGAUGAGAAGCCACAAAGGACGCUUAAAGUAUCAAAUCUCUUUCGGAACAGCCCUGAGUUUAUUGAAUUCGAUAAGCGAUUGGGGGAAAAGCUUGAAACUUUAAAUCGAAUAACAAGUAGUGGGAAACUAGAUUUGAUAGAAUUCUUGUCAAUAACCCAUGCGGAUUUUGAUACUGAUAAACUAUCCGAGCAUUUGGAGAGGCUCGUAUAUGAAUCGAUUGCCCCUCAUGAAAAAUUGGAAAACGUUCUUAAAAUGCAUGAUGACAUGAUUAUGUCUUUAAAUCACUUGAGUAACGAUGAUUUUCUAUCCACGUUGAUAUACCUAGUGAUAAAGAAGCCAGUGAAAAGCAUAUUCUUAAAUUUGCAAUUCAUCCGAUUGUUCCGCUAUAGUAAGAAGCUUGUUGAAAAAGAGCUAUAUGCCUUAACAAAUCUGGAUGCGGCGCUCACUUUUGUGGAGAAUCUCACUCUAAAUGAUUUUCCUGCAGGUUUUGGAUCUGACCUCUCUACUGAAGAGCAAAAAGAAUUAGCAAUCGCUAUAUCGAGUAAGAUUGCUCUACCGGACAUUCAAGUUGGUUGUGAAACGCCAUCUCAACGGCAUCCUGGUUUGCCCAGAAGUAAUUCCUACAAAGAGUUUGAAGGAUUAAGAACUGCUCUGGACUCUUCGCUGAGGAAUAUCAUUGGUAAAAUAAGAUCAUACACUCCUCCAGCUCCUCAGCCAACAACCACUACUAACAGUUCACAGCAAGCAUCAAUGGUGGACGGUGAGAGUAACAAGAAGAUUGUUUCCAUUCCGCAAUCUGUAAGAGAGUUGAGAAAUCGUGAUUUCGAAGAUCUGAAAGUAAACGAACUCAAACAAAUUUUUGAAACUUAUCAAAAACUUUUAGAUGCACAGGAUUUUUAA